This is a messenger RNA of Talaromyces stipitatus ATCC 10500, 1398 nucleotides long. RefSeq names its product zinc finger protein, putative. Lineage: Eukaryota; Fungi; Ascomycota; Eurotiomycetes; Eurotiales; Trichocomaceae. Bases 1 to 1398 code for a protein of 465 amino acids. The record is from RefSeq and is a predicted model, not a curated record. Gene Ontology annotation, molecular function: DNA-binding transcription factor activity, RNA polymerase II-specific; RNA polymerase II cis-regulatory region sequence-specific DNA binding. Gene Ontology annotation, cellular component: nucleus. Gene Ontology annotation, biological process: regulation of transcription by RNA polymerase II. The transcript is spliced from 6 exons.
AUGUCGCACUCAGAUCUGUUAUUUGUCGACGACGAAGAUGGAUACCACUCGGAUGGUUCGAACUUGACUGAAAUUGCGGCUGAGAUACGGGACAAUGCCGAGAGCAAGACCGUGACCGUUUUGAUGAUAGAUCAGAAAGAACUAAAAAGCGCACUUCACCUGGGAGAAUCACAAAGCGCACUUCACCUAUGCAAUCUCGACAGUCCUCACAAUAUCUUGGACAUAGGCUGCGGAACCGGAGAAUGGGCGAUAGCAAUUGCGGAGAAGUAUCCAUCAGCACGCGUCAUCGGACUCGAAAUCAACGACGACCUCCUUCCGCCCUUGCUGCCACCAAAUCUGACAUUCUACCUGGGUGAUCAUCACACCGAUUUGAUUUUCGAGCGUCGCUUUGAUUUGAUCCACAUUGGCCAUUUGGAUGGCUGCGUUCGAGACUGGGAUGCACUGUUCAGGGAUAUAUUCCGUAUUCUCAAACCGGGAGGCUAUGUCGAAUGCCUGGAGCAAAGUCUUACAAUCGAAUACGGAAAAUAUGAAGAGGAACGGAAGGACGCCUAUCUCACUGGCUUCAUCGCGGAACUUCUAACAGAGUCCCAAAAUCGGGGUAUGCCGCUUGAUGUGGCGCCAAGGCUUUCAAGUCAUCUGGAAAAAACUGGCUUUGCGAUAGCGCGUCUGACGACGAGGAAGAUUUUUUUUGGCGAUCACGGGGGCCUUGAAAGACGUAGAUUCAAGGCUUUUGCAGACAGACUGUUAGCUGGCGCUCCUGAUGAGGUAAUUGUGAAGGCUGCCCUUGCUGCGGGCCAGCUACAGGAAGAUGACUAUAUGACACUAUAUUGGGUGUCUGCGCAAAAACCAAUACAAGAAUUCGCACCGAAGGUGAUGAAAGGAUAUUACUUCUCAGGAUCACCAGCUAUUGGCACGGAUCCGCAGAGUACCGUUGAUUCUAGGCUGGAGUCUAUACAUGCAAACCAUCCUUUAUAUCCGAGUGCGAGCGACGAAAGCAUCACUUCACAUAAUAAGCGCCUCUCAGUUCUUCUUCCUUCACCCAAGUCUGCGACAACUUUCCAUGAAUGUCCGUGGGAGCAGUGCGGGAAGGUAGAUACGGCCCCUAUCUUUCAUGAAGAGGUUAAUUUCACUAACAUUGAUCAGUCUUUUGAACGCAAGUACAACUUGCAACGACGCUACCGUAUCCAUAUGAACGAGCGCCCAUACCAUUGCACGGUGCCUGGCUGCAAUAAGCGCUUCACCCAGCGCAGUGCUCUAACAAGACACUCAAGGACUCAUACCGGUGGGAAGCCCUACUACGGCUCUAAGCGAUUCAUCUUGCCUCGUCUGUCAACGAAAAGGGGGGGGGGGGGGAGGGGGAUUUCAGCGAAGACGAAGACAGGCGACUGGUUGCUUUGA